AUGGGCAAGGUGACCAAAGCCUCCUUGCGAGAUCAGCCAUGGGACGUCAUUCUGCAGGUGCUGCAGGAUGCCCAGGUGCCCUCAGUGGCGCUGCUGGGGGCUGCAGUAGAUGCUCUAGGGCGUCAAAGACGCUGGCAGACCGUUGUCGAGCUACUACACUGCAUGGAAGAGGCCACUUUGCAGGCAAACAUUGUCCUGCUGAACGCUGCACUCAACUCUGUAAAAGCAGGUGGUUGGCUUGUGGCCCUCUCGCUGAAGAUGAGUAUGGACCUGAGAGGCUCACAGCCCGACGUCAUCACGUGGAACACGCUUGCCAAUGGGUGCAUGAAAAGCAGCGGUUGGGAGGUGGCUACGCGAUGCCUGACUGCUUUGCAGAGGCCUAACCUGGAGCCCAGCGUUGCCAGCUUCGGAGCAGUCAGCGCUGGUGGUCCUUGGCGACGCUCUGUGGCGCUGAGUGAUGUCAUGCUGCACAGCGGCUUGCAUGCAAAUCGCAUUAGCAACAACGCCGUGCUGGGUGUUUGCGCAAGCUUUGGACAAUGGACCUUGUGCUUGGACCAGUUGGGCCACUUGAAGCACAUGACCCAGCCGGAUGUUUUGAGCUUCAGUGCGGUGAGUAGCGCUUCAGAGAAGGGUCAUCAAUGGCUGCCAGCACUUCGAGUUUUACAUCAAUCGAUCAUUGAGGCUAUCCCCCAAGAUGCUGCUUUGCGGAGCACGGUACUGAGCUCGUGUGAGAAGUGCCACAGGGUCCUCCACUCCAGCGCAGCUGGAGGAUGGCAUUGUCGCUGCUCCACACAAGCCGCCAGGAGCACUUUUACUUGGACCUCAUUAACUUCAACGCAGUGA
Molecule: messenger RNA, 843 nt
Organism: Durusdinium trenchii
Lineage: Eukaryota; Dinophyceae; Suessiales; Symbiodiniaceae
Source: the annotation of a GenBank genome assembly